CACGGGGACUUGUCCUCAUCAUCCGACGCACACCGGCUCGCCUGGGCUCCGCUCCUCCACGGACCACCGCUACCCCCGCAGCUGUGACAGCGCACAGGGUUUCUCCCCAACCCAAACCCAAACCCUCCUCCUCCGUCCCGAGCUGCCCCAACUUCUGCUGUCAGGCUGGAUUUGGCGACCUUGAGAGUGCGCUGCGCGGAGAACAACUUUAAGGAGCAGGAGGAGGGGGGCUUUGCGCUCCGUUUCUGUCGCUCCUCUCCAGAAAACAGAAGGAUUCGAGGAAAAAGUCUGUUCUUUUCAUCUUGGAAAAACUGGAAGCUGAAGAUUAAAGUGCAAGAAAAAAGAAGGAGGACGCCGCAUCUCAAGGACGCAAGUGGUUUGAAUCAGGAAAAAAAAAAGUGAGAUGCGCCUUUUUUUUCUCCAGUCAGAGAGAGACUGUGUUUGGACUUAGAGAAACCGAGGAAGGCUGCUCUCAGAGAGAGGGGAAAAAAAUCCUAUCUGGGGGGUUUUGUAGAAGUAGAGCGAAUCAGAAGUGAAGAACAAACAGAGACUCUGAAAUCCUCUGCGCCCCGCAGGCUCCGGCCGGGUUUGCGCUCUCGGCUCGGUGCGCUCUGCCAGACUCGAGCCCUCGCCGGUUCCCAGACAGCAGGGCAUCCAGGAACCACACCGGGACCCGCUCUCUUUGGCGCAUUUCAUCUCCCCGGGCACUUGUUGUCCAGACUGCCCGGCUUGGAACAAUGUUUGAGGACCGCUGGAGCGGAUCAGCGUGGCGCGCCACAUGGAUUGUAUUUUUCUCCUUCCUCAUCCACUCCACGCCAGCUCAAGAUGAUGUGCCUCCCUACUUCAAGACGGAGCCAGUGCGGAGCCAGCUCCAUCUGGAACGCAACAGGCUGGUGCUGACCUGCAUGGCAGAGGGAAGCUGGCCGCUGGAGUUCAAAUGGAUUCACAACAACACCGAAUUAACACACUUUUCUCUGGAGUACAGGUACCUAAUCCCUUCGUUGGAUCGCUCCCAUGCUGGCUUCUACCGCUGCAUUGUGAGGAAUCGAGUGGGAGCCCUUCUGCAAAGGCGCACAGAAGUACAAGUGGCCUUUAUGGGAAGUUUUGAAGAGGGUGAACGUUCUCAGUCCGUCUCUCAGGGAGAAGGUGCUGUUAUUCCGGCGCCACGCAUCCGCAGCUUCCCCCAACCACAGGUCACCUGGUUCAGAGAUGGACGUAAGAUACCGCCCACCAAUCGCAUCGCCAUCACUUUGGACAACACGCUGGUCAUCCUGUCGACGGUGGCACCCGACGCUGGACGCUAUUAUGUGCAGGCGGUAAACGACAAGAACGGAGAGAACAAGACCAGCCAGCCCAUCACCUUGUCGGUGGAGAAUGUGGGGGGCCCUGCAGAUCCCAUCGCUCCCACCAUCAUCAUCCCCCCCAGGAACACCAGCGUGGUGACAGGCUCCUCCGAGGCCACGCUGGAGUGUGUGGCCAAUGCCAGACCUCUGAUCAAGCUGAGCAUCACGUGGAGGAAGAACGGCGUGCUGGUGACCACCGGCCUGAGCGACUUCAAGCGCAGACUGACCAUCCUGGGGCCGAUGCUGGGCGACGCCGGCUACUACGAAUGCGAGGCCACGCUCCGCAGCAGCAGCGUGCCCUCGGUCAGCGCCGGCGCUUAUCUGCACGUGCUGGAACCACCACAAUUUAUAAAGGAGCCGGAGAAACACAUCACAGCCGAGAUGGAGAAGGUGGUGGACAUUCCCUGCCAGGCCCGCGGAGUGCCCCAGCCCGACAUCGUGUGGUACAAGGAUGCCUUGCCCAUUGACCCGGUGAAGACGCCCAGGUACCGGGUGCUGGUGGGGGGCAGCCUGCAGGUCAACGGCCUCCUGCCCGAUGACACGGGCAUGUUCCAGUGCUUCGCCAGGAACCUGGCAGGAGAAGUUCAGACCAACACGUACCUGGCUGUUACCAGCAUUGCUCCGAAUAUCACGGCCGGACCUUCCGACAGCACCGUGAUCGACGGGAUGUCAAUCAUCCUGCACUGCGAAACCUCCGGCGCCCCGAGACCGGCUAUAACCUGGCAGAAAGGUGAGCGUGUGCUGGCCAGCGGUUCGGUGCAGCUGCCCAGGUUCACCCUGCUGGAGUCGGGAAGCUUGCUCAUCUCCCCCUCGCACAUCUCCGACGCCGGGACCUACACCUGCAUGGCCAGCAACUCCCGGGGCAUCGACGAGGCGUCGGCCGACCUCAUCGUCUGGGCUCGCACCCGAAUCACCGCCCCCCCCCAGGACCUGAGCGUUAUCAAAGGAACUAAAGCCGUCAUGACCUGCGGAGUCACGCACGACCCCAACGUCCUCAUCAGACAUGUCUGGGAGAAGGACGGCUCGGCCAUCAACGUGCAGGCCGUCCCCCGCAUGCGUCUGGACCCGGACGGCACCCUGCACAUCUCCCAGACCUGGUCGGGCGACAUCGGCACCUACACCUGCAGAGUCACCUCGGUGGGCGGCAACGACUCCCGCAACGCCCACCUGCGUGUCAGGCAGCUCCCCCACGCCCCGGAGAACCCCAGCGCCGGCCUGAGCAGAGCUGAGAAGAGAGCCAUCGACCUGGCCUGGGCCCAGCCCUUCGACGGCAACAGCCCGCUCAUACGCUACAUCCUGGAGGUUUCUGAGAACAACGCUCCCUGGGCCAUCCUGCUGGCCAACAUCGAGCCGGAGUCCACGGCCGUGACGGUCAGCGGCCUGAUCCCGGCUCGCUCCUACCAGUUCCGCCUCUGCGCCGUCAACGACGUGGGGAAGGGCCAGUUCAGCAAAGAGACGGACCGCGUGUCUCUCCCCGAGGAGCCGCCCAGCGCUCCCCCCCAGAACGUCAUCGCCAGCGGCCGGACCAACCAGUCCAUCAUGACGCAGUGGCAGCCGCCGCAGGAGAGCCACCAGAACGGCAUCCUGCGGGGAUACAUCAUCCGGUACCGUCUGACGGGGCUGCCGGUGGACUACCAGCUCAAGAACAUCUCCAGCCCAGACGUGACCACGCUGCUGCUGGAGGACCUCAUCAUCUGGACCAACUAUGAGAUCGAGGUGGCGGCCUACAACGGAGCGGGACUGGGCGCCUUCAGCCACAAGGUUACUGAGUGGACUCUGCAGGGAGUGCCAACCAUCGCACCGGGCAACGUGCAGGUGGAGGCGGUCAACUCCACGGCCAUCCGUUUCACCUGGACCGCCCCCAACCCUCAGUUCAUCAACGGCAUCAACCAGGGCUACAAGCUUCUGGCCUGGGAACAUGGUGGAGAAGCCGAGGUUGCCACGGUAACGGUGCGACCGAACUUCCAGGACAGCGUCCACGUGGGCUACUUGGCGGGUCUGAAGAAGUUCACCGAGUACUCCACGUCGGUGCUGUGCUUCACGACCCCCGGGGACGGCCCCCGCAGCCCGCCCAGAGCGCUGAGGACCCACGAGGACACCCCCGGUGCUGUCGGUCACCUGAGUUUCACCGAGAUCCUGGACACGUCGCUCAAAGUCAGCUGGAGCGAGCCCGGCGAGAAGAACGGCGUUCUCACAGGUUAUCGCAUUUCGUGGGAGGAGUUCAACCGCACGAACACCAGGGUCACGCACUACCUGCCGAAUGUCACGUUGGAGUACCGGGUCACGGGGCUCACCGCCCUCACCACCUACACCAUCGAGGUGGCGGGGAUGACCUCCAAGGGCCAGGGCCUGCUCUCCUCCUCCACCAUCUCCUCCGGGGUCCCGCCAGAGCUUCCUGGUCCUCCUACAAACAUUGCAAUUACCAACAUCGGCCCACGUUCCGUCAUCCUGCAGUUCAAGCCCGGCUAUGACGGCAAGACGUCCAUCUCCCGCUGGGUGGUGGAGGCCCAGGUGGGGGCAGUGGGAGAAAACGAGGACUGGAUGAUCGUCCACCGGGUUUCCAACGAACCGGAAGCUCGCUCCCUGGAGGUGCCGGGUCUCAACCCGUUCACCUUCUACAGGUUCCGCAUGCGUCAGGUGAACAUCGUGGGCACCAGUCCUCCCAGCCAGCCCUCCAGGAAGAUCCAGACGCUGCCAGCUCCUCCGGACAUGGCCCCGGCUAACGUCACGCUCCGCACGGCCAGCGAGACUAGCCUGUGGCUGCGCUGGGUGCCUCUGCCCGAGUGGGAGUACAACGGGAACCCGGAGCAGGUGAGCUACCGGGUCCAGUACUCCCGCGUGGGCUCCCAGGCCCGCGGGCUGACCCACGUCAUCGCCGACCGCCUGGAGAGGGAGUUCACCAUCGAGGACCUGGAGGAGUGGACGGAGUACGAGGUCCGGGUCCAGGCCGUCAACAGCAUCGGGGCGGGACCCUGGAGCCAGCCGGUCCGGGGCAGAACCCGGGAGUCUGUUCCCUCCAGUGGACCCACCAACGUGUCGGCCUUCGCCACCACCUCCAGCAGCAUCCUGGUGCGCUGGUUCGAGGUCCCAGAGCCGGACAGGAACGGUCUUAUUCUCGGCUACAAGGUGGCGUACAAGGAGAAGGACUCGGACAGGGCCGUGCGUUUCUGGACGGUGGAGGGGAACGCCACCCACAGUGUCCAGCUGACGGCUCUGGGGAAGUACGUCCUCUACGAGAUCCAGGUUCUGGCCUUCACACGGGUGGGAGACGGGCGGCCCAGUUCUCCACACAUCCUGGAGAGGACUUUGGACGAUGUGCCAGGACCUCCAGUAGGAAUCUUGUUCCCUGAAGUGCGGACCACCUCCGUCCGGCUCAUCUGGCAGUCCCCGGCGCAGCCCAACGGCAUCAUCCUCGCCUACCAGAUCACGUACCACCUGAACUCCAGCAACAGCAACACGGCCACGGUGGACGUGCUGAACCCCAGCGCCCGCCAGUACACGGUGACCAGUCUCAAGCCCGAGUCCGUCUACGUGUUCCGCAUCACGGCCCAGACCAGGAAGGGCUGGGGCGAGGCGGCCGAGGCGCUGGUGGUCACCACGGAGAAAAGAGCUCGUCCCCAGCCCACCAGCCGUCCCUCGGUGCCGCAGAAGGAGGUCCAGGCCCGGCAGGUGCUGCUGGCCUGGGAGCCGGGCAGCGACGGCCUGUCCCCCGUGCGCUACUACACGGUGCAGCUGAGGGAGCUCCCCGAGAACAACUGGACCGUCCACUCCGCCUCCGUCAACCACGAGGCGUCUUCCUACAUCGUGUCCAGGCUGAAACCCUUCACGUCCUACCAGUUCCGGGUCAAAGCCACCAACGACAUCGGGGACAGCGAGUACAGCGAGGACAGCGAGGCCAUCACAACCCUGCAGGACGCGCCCGACGAAGCGCCAAUGAUCCUGUCCGUCACCCCGCACACGACCACCUCGGUGCUGAUCCGCUGGCAGCCGCCUCCCGAGGAAAAGAUCAACGGCAUCUUGCUGGGCUUCCGGAUCCGCUACCGCGAGCUGCUGUACGACCGUCUCCGCAGCUUCGUUCACACGGCCAACAGCGCGUUCACCUGGGCCGAGCUCACCGCCCCCUACAGCCUCCGGAACCUGAGCGACCCCACUCUCGCCCAGUACGAGCUGGACAAGCUAAGUAAGCACAAGCGCUACGAGAUCCGGAUGAGCGUGUACAACGCGGUGGGCGACGGGCCCACCACCCCCCCGCAGGAGGUGUUUGUGGGAGAGGCGGUACCCACCGCCCCGCCGCAGAGCGUCGCUAUUCAGACCGCAACAGCCACCCAGUUGGACGUGACGUGGGACCCUCCACCCGUGGGUGCCCAAAAUGGAGACAUCCAGGGCUACAAGAUUUACUUUUGGGAGUUCCAGCGCAAGAAUGAGACGGAGCGCUUGCGAACUUUGUUCAUGCCAGAAGGAGGAGUGAAGCUGAAGAACCUGACCGGUUACACCACGUACAUGAUCAGCCUGGCGGCCUUCAACGCGGCGGGGGAUGGGCCCCGCAGCCCCCCCACCAAGGGCCGCACGCAGCAGGCAGCUCCGAGCUCCCCGAGCUUCAUCCACUUCAGCGAGCUGACCACCACGUCGGUCAACGUGUCCUGGGGCGACCCCACCUUCCCCAACGGCAUCAUCGAGGGCUACCGGCUCGUCUACGAGCCCCUGACCCCCGUAGACGACUCUUCCGUGGCCUGUGCCGACUGUCUCCACUCCCCCUCCCCCCCAGGCGUCAGUAAGACAGUGACGGUGGACGUGAAGGGAAGCGGCCCUCUCUGGUUGAAACUCAGAGACCUGGCGGACGCCGUCACCUACAACUUCCGCAUCCGGGCCAAGACCUUCAUCUACGGGCCGGAGGUGGAGGCCAACAUCACCACCGGGCCUGGGGAGGGAGCCCCAGGCCCCCCCGGAGAGCCUUUUAUCACGCGCUACAGUUCCGCCCUCACCCUUCACUGGACCGGCGGCGACCCGGGACGUUCUCCCAUAACACGCCACGUCAUCGAGGCCAGACCUUCAGAUGAGGGCUUGUGGGACAUCUUAAUCAAGGAUAUCCCUAAGGAUGCAACAUCACACACGUUCAACAUGGACAUACUCAAGCAAGGCGUCAGCUAUGACUUCCGGGUGAUUGGAGUGAACGACUACGGCUACGGAUCUCCCAGUCUACCUUCUCCUUCCAUAUCUGCUCAGAAAGUGGCCCCGUUCUACGAGGAGUGGUGGUUCCUGGUGGUGGUGGCGCUGGUGGGGCUCAUCUUCAUCCUGCUGCUGGUUUUCAUCCUCAUCAUCAGAGGACAGAGCAAGAAGUAUGCCAAGAAAACCGAAUCCGGUAACAGCUCCAACUGCAACGCUCUGACCCACGGGGACAUGGUGAGCCUGGACGAGGGCCGCUUCCCCGCCCUGGAGCUGAACAACCGCCGCCUCUCCGUCAAGAACUCCUUCUGCCGGAAGAACGGCGUCUACACCAGGUCUCCUCCCAGGCCCAGUCCGGGCAGCCUUCAUUAUUCCGACGAGGACGUGAGCACCAAGUACAACGACCUGAUCCCCGCCGAGAGCAGCAGCCUGACGGAGAAGCCCUCCGAGAUCUCCGACUCCCAGGAGGCGCUGGUGUUUUCAUAUGGGACAGGUGGCCAACAUACACUACCACUGCAUUUGGGCAGCGACAGCGAGUACGAGGUGGACCCCAACAGACAGAAGACCCACUCCUUCGUCAACCACUACAUCAGCGACCCCACCUACUACAACUCCUGGCGCCGCCAGCAGAAGGGCAUCUCUCGAGCGCAGGCCUACAGCUACACGGAGUCCGAGUCGGAGCACUGCGGCCCGCCGCUGCUGCCCCCUCUACCCCCGCUGCCCCCCCAGCUCAGUGCCCCGAGUCCUCAGCCCCAGCAGGCCCAGGGCCAGGGCCAGGUCCCGCCCCAGGUCCCGCCCCAGCCCCAGGUCCAGGUCCCGCCCCAGCCCCAGCCCCAGGGCCAGGGCCAGGGCAGCCUGUUCAGGCCCAAAGGCAGCCGGACUCCCACCCCCUCCCAGCAGAGCUCCAACCCCCCCAGCCAGCACAACACCCUGUACCGGCCCCCCAGCAGUCUAGCCCCCGGAUCACGGGCCCCCAUAGCCGGCUUCUCUUCCUUUGUGUGAAAAAUGCUGAAAAAGGACAUAGAAACUUCUGAAAACAUCCCCUUGUGUGGAAGAAGAACACAGCAUUGGAUAAUGCAAAGUUAGCCCAGUUGCAUCAUUCAUGCCCAUUUCUCCUCUUAAUCACAUCUUUCUUUCUUUCUUUCUUGCACCAUAUUUUCUUCAGUCAGCCAAGAUUUAUGCAGAAAAACAAAAUACAGCUUUCUAGAUGAUUUGUUUUUUCCUUUCUUUGACGUGUGGAAGUGUGACAGUGUAGACUUGCUUUCUCUUGUUGGGUGAUAGAAUAUGUCUACAUCUGUACACUUUUAUUUUGCCAACUAAAUUACUUGCAUGACUUUAGUUUUUUAUUUUUUGUUAUUUUUUUGUUAACUUGUUCACAGCAGGUAAUGUCUUUUAUUCUGUACAAAGUC
Molecule: messenger RNA, 7915 nt
Organism: Cololabis saira (Pacific saury)
Lineage: Eukaryota; Metazoa; Chordata; Actinopteri; Beloniformes; Belonidae
Gene: sdk2b
Product: sidekick cell adhesion molecule 2b
Exons: 46
Coding region: 738-7508 (2256 amino acids)
Molecular function (GO): protein binding
Source: RefSeq, a predicted model, not a curated record